Caenorhabditis remanei is the source of this 1503-nucleotide messenger RNA. RefSeq lists its product as uncharacterized. NCBI's taxonomy places the organism in Eukaryota, Metazoa, Nematoda, Chromadorea, Rhabditida, Rhabditidae. Gene Ontology annotation, biological process: xenobiotic metabolic process. The coding region runs from base 1 to 1503 and encodes 500 amino acids. Gene Ontology annotation, cellular component: intracellular membrane-bounded organelle; cytoplasm. The record is from RefSeq and is a predicted model, not a curated record. Gene Ontology annotation, molecular function: oxidoreductase activity, acting on paired donors, with incorporation or reduction of molecular oxygen, reduced flavin or flavoprotein as one donor, and incorporation of one atom of oxygen; iron ion binding; heme binding. The transcript is spliced from 7 exons.
AUGCUACUUAUCUUACUGUUUCCCACUAUUUUGACUGUUCUCGUGAUUCACCAAUGGUCUAAGAGACGAAGGCUACCCACUGGACCGACACCGAUUCCAGUCAUUGGAAAUCUACACCAUCUCUUCUAUCUCUAUUGGAAAUGUGGAGGAGCGGUUGAAGCUUACAGACAUCUCGAGCAACAAUACGGAAAAGUUUUCACAGUUUGGAUUGGUCCCCUUCCUACAGUAUACAUUUCGGACUACGAUUUGGCGCAUGAGACUCAUAUCAAGAAAUCAAAUGUCUUCGGAAGAAGAUUCGCAGUUGGAGCAUUGAAUUAUAUCAGAGAAGGAAGAGGAAUUGUUGCUUCGAAUGGAGAAUUCUGGCAAGAGCACAGGAGAUUCGCAUUGACAACGCUCAGAAAUUUCGGAUUGGGAAGAAAUUUGAUGGAGGAAAAGAUUAUGGAGGAGUACCGCUACAGAUUCUCUCAAACCGCCAACGGAAACAACAACAAAGGCUCGAUCGAGACAAACUCGUCAAUGUUUUUUGAUCUUCUCAUUGGAAGUAUCAUUAAUCAGCUUCUUAUCAGUGAACGAUUUGAACAGGGUGACCCGGAAUUCGAGAAGUUGAAAGAAAGUUUGUCGGUUGGUCUCGAGAAAUUUGGAGUUUUGGAUGUUUUCCUUCCGGAUUGGAUAAUGAAUGCGUGGUGGAUGAAGUGGAGAAUGGAUGAUAUUUUGGGUCCAUUCAGUUGGAUUCAUAGAUUGUCGCAGAAAAAUGUAGAGAGAAGAAUGAAACUCAUUGAAAGUGGAGAACACGUCAUCGAUGGAGAUGGUACCGAUUUCAUGGAUGCCUACAUUAACAAGUAUGAGAAAGAUAAGAGAGAAGGCGUCAACUCUACAUUUACCCUUGAAAAUCUUGCGAUUGAUAUGUAUGAUCUCUGGAUCGCCGGACAAGAAACCACUUCAACUACUCUUUCCUGGGCUUGUGCGUGCCUUCUGAAUCAUCCAGAAGUCGUUAAAAAAACCCGAGAGGAAUUGGUUCAUUUGACUGGAGGACAUCGAGCAGUAUCCUUGACUGACAAAACGUCAACGCCUUAUUUGAAUGCGGUUAUUAAUGAAGUUCAGCGAAUUGCUUCAAUUCUAAAUGUAAACAUCUUCCGUCAAACCUCUGAGGAUACUGUAGUUAAUGGUCAACCGAUUGCUUCUGGGACGGCACUCACAACCCAUCUCUCCCUCAUUCACACUGAUGAGAAGUUAUUCAAAGAUCAUACAAAAUUCCAACCAGAGAGAUUCUUAGAAAACGAGGGUCUCGAAAAGAAGCUGAUUCCAUUUGGAAUUGGAAAGAGAGCGUGUCUUGGAGAAUCACUAGCGAGAGCUGAACUCUAUUUAGUACUGGGUAACAUGAUGUUAGACUAUGACCUCGAAGCAGUCGGAGAAGUUCCUCAAAUUAAGACGACGUCACCUUUCGGAAUCAUGAAAAGACCACCUGUCUAUAGUCUCAGAUUUGUUCCUGUCCAUCACGCAUGA